UACAUAUUGUCCACAACCACAUGAUUUCUACGACAAACCUAAUCGACAAGACAUAACAUUAUUUAAAUUUAUAAAUUAUUUAUCAUUUAUAAAUAGAAAGACCAAGGCCAAUAAUUCACUAUAACCAUAAGCUAAGUCCCAAACCGCCAUGACCACCGUGCUUGAGACCUGCGGUAUCCCUCCUCCGCCGGGCGCCGCCGCCGAGCUGACGCUGCCGCUCACCUUCCUCGACAUGUUCUGGCUCCAUUUCCAGCCGAUCCGCCGCCUCAUCUUCUACAACCACCCGUGCUCGGAGGCAGAGUUCUCCAACACCGUCGUUCCCAACCUCAAACACUCUCUCUCUCUAACCCUCAAACACUAUCUCCCAGUCGCCGGAAAUCUCCUCUACCCUCUCGACGCCGAAAAAUCUCAGCCCGUAAUCCGCUACGUCUCCGGCGACUCCGUCCCGCUCACCGUCGCCAUCUCCGGCCACGACUUCGACGAGCUCGUCGGAAGCCAUGCUAGAGAAUCCGAUCAGUUCUACGACUUCCUGCCACCAAUGCCGCCGUGGACAGAGGAGGAAAAUUACAAAAUUACCCCUCUCACCGCCCUGCAGGCAACGCUUUUUCCCGGCCGUGGAAUUUGUAUCGGUUUGAGCAAUCACCACUGUCUCGGGGACGCGAGAUCGGUCGUCGGAUUCAUAUCGGCGUGGGCCGAAAUCUAUAAAUGCGGCGACGACGAGAACUUUCUGUCGAGAAACGCCGAGUCUCUGCCGUUAAUUUUCGACAGAUCAGUUUUCGGAGAUAUUGGUGAAACUACGGAGAAGUACUGGAACAGAAAGAGGAAUAUUCCGUUAGCGCCGUUGUCUCCUCCGUUACCGACGAACAGGGUUAGGGCCGCAUUCACCCUCCAUCAAUCCGACAUUAAAAAGCUCAAGAAUUUAGUCAUGUCCAAGAAUCCCGAGCUAGUUUACAUCUCUUCUUUCGUCGUCACGGCGGCGUAUACCUGGAGCUGCCUGGUGAGAUCCGCCGCUCCUGCCGCCGGUGAAAACUACCCGGAGGUGUUCAUUUUUCCGGUCGACGGCAGGGGGCGGCCGAACGCUCUAGUCGAGCCGCCGGUGCCGGUCAAUUACUUCGGGAAUUGCUUGAGCGCCGGGGCGGUGAAGCUGGAGCAUGACAAGGUGGCGGCGGACGGCGGAUUUGUGGUGGCGGCGGAGGCCAUUGCUGAUCACAUCAAGAACUACGUAAACAAUAAAGAGAAUUUUUUUAAAGAUUUGGACAAUUGGUUGUCGGAAUUGCCGAAAUUGGCGGCGAUGAGUGCAUUUAAAGUUUCCGGUUCGCCUAAAUUCGAUUUGUCGGAUGCCAAUUUUGGGUGGGGGAAGGGGCGGAGAUUGGAGGUUUUGACGAUCGAUAAGGAGAAGUAUUCGAUGUCGUUGUGUAAAUCGUCGGAUUCCGGCGGCGGUUUGGUGGUCGGAAUGUCGCUGCCUAGAGAGAGAAUGGAGGCUUUCGCAGCUCUCUUUGAAGAUGGCCUUAAAAUUAAUUGAGCUGAGUGUUUAAUUGUUGUAUUUUUUAAUUUAUUUUUUACGUAUCAUUUUAUUUGGCUUAGUUUCUCCUAUUAUUUAAAAUAGUCAAAUUGUAGUAUAAAGGUAUGUAGAUGCAUAUUUAUUGUGUGUUUUUAGGUUUUGGUAAGUGGUCUAAUAAUUAAUUUACAAUAA
Salvia miltiorrhiza (redroot sage) is the source of this 1693-nucleotide messenger RNA. RefSeq names its product malonyl-coenzyme:anthocyanin 5-O-glucoside-6'''-O-malonyltransferase-like. The transcript has 2 exons. The coding region runs from base 149 to 1522 and encodes 457 amino acids. Lineage: Eukaryota; Viridiplantae; Streptophyta; Magnoliopsida; Lamiales; Lamiaceae. The record is from RefSeq and is a predicted model, not a curated record.